GAAAUGGUGAGCUGGGCAAGUGUGAGGAUGCAAGGAGACAGCAGGAAGCAGCUGUACGCCGCCGAGGAGGAGCCGGAGGUGUUCGGACACCUGCUCAAGAGACCAAUGGAGACGUUCUUCGACAACCACCACCCGGCGCUGAAAUCCCCCAUCCUGGUGUCUGGGCCCCGCCUGGCCGCCGAGGACACCUUCAGCCGCCACUUUGAGAGCAUCAUGGAGUCCCACCGAGCCAAAGGGACGUCGUACAACAGCCUGGACAGCGAGGAGCUGCUGACCUCCAGCACGCAGACCGUCCUGACCUUCGACCUGCCAACGCUGACGCCCGCCAUCCACGGCCCGGUGUGCCAGAGCGCCCGGCAGAUCGUCCAGCUCAGCUUCGCCCCGCUGGCUCACGACGAGAGGCCCAGUCUGUCCGAUUCCAUCUUCACGGUGACGGGGGACUCCGACGCCACCAGAGCUCCGUCCAGCGAGAGGCUGAGCAGCGGUUCGGACGACACGCCGCCCAGAGGACAAGAGUGCACACAGCUGGGCAGCAGCUGGUACAGCAACCCCUCGUUCUCCUUACCCAGCAGGGACAAGGCCCGUCUGGCGACGGACUCGGAGCUGGACCAGGACCUCAGCGACCGGCUGGGUCUGGGCAGCAGCGACACCCUCACCAACGGCAGCCAUCGCGCCGACGUGGCGGCUGCCAAACGCCUCGCCAAACGUCUCUUCAACCUGGACGGCUUCCGGAAGUCUGAUGUGGCGCGACAUCUCAGCAAGAAUAAUGACUUCAGCCGCAUGGUUGCAGAAGAGUACCUGAGUUUCUUCAACUUCACAGGCCUCGCUCUCGACCAAGCAUUGCGGACUUUCCUCAGGCAGUUUGCUCUGAUGGGAGAGACUCAGGAGAGGGAGAGGGUGCUGUCACACUUUUCCAGGCGCUACUUGGACUGCAACCCUAAAGUCAUGCCAUCAGAGGAUGCGGUCCACACUCUCACCUGCGCCCUAAUGCUGCUCAACACGGAUCUACACGGUCAAAACAUCGGCAAGAGGAUGUCAUGCACGCAGUUCAUCGGCAACUUGGAGGGACUGAACGAGGGCCAAGAUUUUCCCAAAGAUCUGCUCAAAGCUCUCUACAACUCGAUCAAGAAUCAGAAGCUGCAGUGGACACUAGACGAGGAAGAGCUGCGGAAGUCGUUUUCGGAGCUCGGGGACAGCCUGUGCGAGUCCAACACCUCCAGGUCGAUGAAGAGGGUGGGCAGCAGCGGGAAGCCCCUGUCGGACGAGACGGAGCCGUCGGGAACGCUGCUCUACAAGAACGGGUUCCUGGUGCGGAAGGUCCACGCCGACUCCGACGGGAAGAGAACACCGAGAGGGAAGAGAGGCUGGAAGACCUUCUAUGCCAUCCUAAAAGGGCUAAUUCUCUAUCUGCAAAAAGGCGAGUACAGGCCCGACAAGCAGCUGUCAGACGAGGAUCUGAAGAACGCCGUCUCCAUCCAUCACUCUCUGGCCAUGAAGGCGUCAGACUACAGCAAGAGACCCAACGUGUUCUACCUGCGGACGGCCGACUGGAGGGUUUAUCUCUUCCAGGCACCGAACGCGGAGCAGAUGCAGUCGUGGAUCACUCGCAUCAACACGGUGGCGGCCAUGUUCUCAGCUCCUCCCUUCCCGGCAGCCAUCGGAUCCCAGAAGAAGUUCAGCCGACCGCUGCUGCCGGGGACCAUGUCCAAACAGACCGAGGAGGAGCAGAUCAGAUCCCACGAAACAAGAUUCAGAGCUAUUUCCACCGAACUGGCCGAGCUGCGUUCGUUUCCUCCCGACCGCAAGGUCAAAGGCCGCGAGCUGGAAGAGUACCGGCAGCGAGACGAGUACCUGGACUUUGAGAAAACGCGAUACGGGACUUACGUGAUGCUGCUUCGAGCUAAAAUCCGAAGCGGCGAGGACGACCUGUCCGUGUUCGAGUCCCAGCUGCUGGAGGACAACGGUCUGCAGAGGGCUCACUCCAGCCCCACGCUGCAGGACAGCAGCCAGGCCAGCCUGGCCAGCAGCACCAGGGACGGAGGCAACAGCAGCAAAGCCAGCGGCUGCAGCAGCACCAAGCCUCGGCAGGAAGGCCAGAGACACAGCUACCGGCAGGCCGUGAAGAAGUGA
This is a messenger RNA of Stegastes partitus (bicolor damselfish), 2130 nucleotides long. Its product is annotated as PH and SEC7 domain-containing protein 1. Gene Ontology annotation, molecular function: protein binding; phospholipid binding; guanyl-nucleotide exchange factor activity. The transcript is spliced from 14 exons. Gene Ontology annotation, biological process: regulation of ARF protein signal transduction. The record is from RefSeq and is a predicted model, not a curated record. Lineage: Eukaryota; Metazoa; Chordata; Actinopteri; Pomacentridae. The coding region runs from base 4 to 2130 and encodes 708 amino acids.